Messenger RNA from Periophthalmus magnuspinnatus, 1500 nucleotides. RefSeq names its product epithelial cell adhesion molecule (gene epcam). Gene Ontology annotation, cellular component: membrane. Lineage: Eukaryota; Metazoa; Chordata; Actinopteri; Gobiiformes; Gobiidae. The coding region runs from base 272 to 1189 and encodes 305 amino acids. The transcript is spliced from 8 exons. The record is from RefSeq and is a predicted model, not a curated record.
AUAACCCCUGCUCUUCAGUUUGGCAGUGACAAACAAAGAGGAACUUACAGAACUACCCGAAGCCUCACCUCUACUGAGCGCGUUCCCGUGAGAGGCCUUACCUUUGUGCGCGCCCCCGCUUCUCCACAAACAGGUUUGACCAGGACACACCUGCGAAAAGAAAAAGGAAGCUCUGUGCACUUCGCCUGUUUUAUUUCGGACUCGGACGAGGACAGAUAUAAGCUAUUCUUUGAAUCUCUGUGAAUUAGUGAACUUUUUAAAAAAUCUCAACAUGAAGAUUUGGAUAGCUCUUAUUGUUGCUUCUCUCGCGGUUGGCGCAUAUGCUCAAUGCUCUUGUGAAACUAUGAAAUGGGCUACAUGUGACGGAAGCCCAUGCACAUGCCACCUAAUGACUGGAAAUGGCACAAAACAAGUUCUGGACUGCACCAAAUUGAUCCCCAAGUGCUUCCUGAUGCAGGCUGAGAUGUACAGAGCCAGAAAAGGUCUGAGCACUCGUGGUAUCGGAGGAAAACCAGACGAAACUGCAUUUGUUGACAAUGAUGGCAUCUACGAUCCUGACUGUGAGAAUGACGGUACAUUCAAGGCCAAGCAGUGCAACAACACAGACACAUGCUGGUGUGUCAACAGCGCUGGAGUCCGCAGAACUGACAAAGGAGACAAGGAUUUGAAGUGCGAGGAGCUGGUCAUGACAUACUGGGUACGUCUUGAGCUCAAACACAAGCCAACUUCUGGAAACGUUGAUGUUGCCAACUUGAAAUCUGCUGUUGCUGAUGCCAUGCACAAGCGUUACAUGAACUUCAACAAGGACAUGGUCGAGGAAGUUGCGUAUGACCCCGAAGCUCGCCUGAUGGUGGUGGACGUCAAGCAGCCCAGGGGAAUGCGCAAGAGCGAGCUGACCCAUAUGGCCUACUACAUGGAGAAAGAUAUCAAGGCUCUGCCCCUGCUGAGAAGCCAGGACCCCUUCACCCCGACAGUUGGGGGUCAGAAGCUGGAGUUUGAGAACAUUCUGGUUUACUACGUGGACGAGAAGGCCCCCACUUUCACCAUGAAGAAUCUGUCUGGAGGCAUCAUCGCUGUCAUCGUGGUAGUCGUCCUGGCUGUAGUGGCCGGUCUACUGGUCCUGGUCUUUGCCAAGAAGCGUCAGGGCAAGUACAACAAAGCCCAGCAAAGGGAGCUGGACAACAUGUAAAUACUAAAUUGUCAGAUAUUGUACAUUACUGAAUGUGGGAGGGUGCCAUUGUCAACAUUUUUACUUGAGAAUUGCAGAUGGAAAAGGGACAAUCAACUACAGGCUUCUUAAUGUAUUUGGCAUUAUCCCGUUAAGCCAUUUUUAUUUAUGAAUUGUAAAAAUUCUUAAAACAAACUGUUAAACUCAUACAUGCCAUCAAGAACUGUGCUUUUAAAUGUAUUAGAUUUUGUUUUGAACCAUGCUCUAGACUGUACAGUUUCUUACUUACCGUGUGUUUUUGUUGAAAUGUUUUUAAUAAAAGUGUUUUUAAA